AUGCUGACCACCAUUGUCGUGAAUGCGGAGAGCGAGCGACCCAGACUCGCCUCAGUCUCAGAGAUUGAUAUGAGGAACCAUCUAUUAGUACUGGACGAUCUUCGUGCUGCUUCCGACUACGAGACUGCUGUCCAGGCCCUACUUCACAAAGCACAGAAUGAUAAGCUCGACUUCACCAGCUACCCAGCAUGGCGCUUAUAUGCCCAAUCGCUGCCUUCAGGAUCUGCAGGCCAUCUGACUUUCAUGGCGGCCUUUUCUUAUUCCCACGUACUUGCAGACGGGACAUCUGGACUGAUCUUCCACCGUACACUUCUUGAUACACUACAAAGACGUGAUCGCACAUCUUUCGACGAUGACGCCACAUUCAAGACGCCUACAUACGCGCGACCAUUGGCCCCUGCUCUGAAUCGCGCUGCAGACUUCCCGAUCUCAUCGUCUUUCUUGAUCCCACCAUUUGUCAACGAAUUCUUCCCGAGAUGGUUGGUGAGAAGGCUCGGCAUGGAUUUCGAAGACAAGGAAGUAUGGAUCGGGGCUGCCGCUCGUCCACCUCUGCCAGCAGCGGGAGAGCUUCUUCCCACGAGUCUGCUCUUCAAGCAGGUCCCGCAGAGCGAUAUACAGCGCGUGCUGGUCGUGUGUCGGAAGUUUAGAGUUCGUCUUACCGGUCUGCUAGCCGUUCUGAUCGCUCAGAGCCUUCGGAAAGCACUGCAAGCUCGUGGCCAGGAAUACAUGAAAUUCAACGCCAUGCUCCCUAUUGAUCUUCGUCGAUGCAUGCCAGGGCAUGGAGAUGUGAUGGCAAAUUACCCUUCUGGUAUCGAGGAGAAGAUAGUGAUCAACGAGGCAUCAACUGAGGCCAUGAACGAGGACGACUGGGCGAUUGCUCGUCGCAUCACGGAAAAACUGGCCAGCAAAUCUGCCACUCGUAAAGAUCAGCUCAUGUCGCUACUCAAAUACAUCAGCAAUUUCCGUGAGUGGAUCAUCAAAGAAGCUACCAAGCCAUCAGACAAGUCUUUCGAGCUCAGCAACAUUGGCGUCUUCGAUCCUACUAUGACCGAGCGGUCUGCGGCACCGAAGCAAGACGAUUCCGCCAUGUCCUCCUGGCAAGUUCAGGACGUUGUCUUCUCACAGUCAGCCCUGGCUACAGGUGCAACACUCCACGUAAAUGUAGGGUCUGCAAUGAAUGGCCCACUUUCAAUCACUAUGACCUGGUGGCCGGGUAUGCUUGGCGUACAAGAUGAGGAAGUUUUUGUGGGAGAAGUGCUAGGAGAUGUGGUACUUCGUCUAGAGUCGAUUAAGUGA
Molecule: messenger RNA, 1296 nt
Organism: Recurvomyces mirabilis
Lineage: Eukaryota; Fungi; Ascomycota; Dothideomycetes; Mycosphaerellales; Teratosphaeriaceae
Gene: ATF1
Product: Alcohol acetyltransferase
Exons: 1
Coding region: 1-1296 (431 amino acids)
Molecular function (GO): N-acetyltransferase activity
Source: RefSeq, a predicted model, not a curated record